Molecule: messenger RNA, 1791 nt
Organism: Papaver somniferum (opium poppy)
Lineage: Eukaryota; Viridiplantae; Streptophyta; Magnoliopsida; Ranunculales; Papaveraceae
Product: equilibrative nucleotide transporter 1-like
Exons: 2
Coding region: 170-1489 (439 amino acids)
Biological process (GO): nucleoside transmembrane transport
Cellular component (GO): plasma membrane
Molecular function (GO): nucleoside transmembrane transporter activity
Source: RefSeq, a predicted model, not a curated record
AAUUCAAUGCUAUAAAAUAGAAAACGAAACACUUAAAUAAUCUCUCUGCAACUUGCACCAAUAAUUUGGGAAUACAGAAGAGACAUCGAGGGAGGUUUCCUUUUCUUCUAAAAUCAGGGUAGAGUUAGUUGCACAGCGGACCAGAGACGCUACAGAGAAAGAGAGAGACAUGGGGUUACGCGGAGAUGAUGAUGCUAAUGGAGUAAGAGGAGGAGAAGGAGAAAUUCUUCUUCUCCCGAAAGAGAAUAAGAUACCAAAAGAUUCAUAUCAUUUUGCAUACAUAAUCUACUUCACAUUAGGAACUGGUUAUCUCCUUCCAUGGAAUGCAUUCAUCACAGCUGUUGAUUACUUCACUUACCUCUACCCUAAUUCCAGUGUCGAUCGUGUUUUUGCACUUGUUUACAUGCCUAUUACUCUAUUGUUCCUUCUAUUUAUCAUCGCAUAUGUCAAUCCCUCCACCACCACCACCACCACCAAAUCAUCAUCUUCUUAUAGAAUCAACUCAUCUCAUUUCAGAAUCAAUCUUGGUCUUAUCCUUUUUAUGGUUUCUUUAUUGGUGAUUCCAAUUAUGGAUGUUGUUUAUAUUAAAGGUAGACCUGGACUUUAUACUGGUUACUGUAUUACUAUUGCUACUGUUGUUUUGGCUGGUAUUGCUGAUGCUCUUGUACAAGGUGGUGUUAUUGGAUCUGCUGGUGAACUACCUGAUAGAUACAUGCAAGCCACUGUUGCUGGUACUGGCGCUUCUGGGGUGAUUGUUUCCGUCUUGAGGAUCUUAACCAAGUCUUUCUUCUCACAAGAUACAGAUGGUCUAAGAAGAAGUGCAAUCUUGUAUUUCAUUGUGGGCAUUGUAGCCAUGCUUGUCUGCAUUGUUUUCUAUAACAUUGCAGAUAGGCUACCAGUUAUCCAAUACUAUAAAGAUCUGAAAUUGCAGGCUGUGGACAAGGAGGAGGAGGACAGAAACGAUGAAGGUCUGCUAGAGAAGAGGUCCUCAUUGAGGUCAACCUUGUGGGACAUUCUAAAUAGAGUGAAAUGGUCUGGAUUUGGGAUCAUCCUAAUCUAUGUUGUGACUCUGUCAAUAUUCCCAGGAUUCAUUACUGAAGACGUGCACUCUCAAAUUCUCAAGGAUUGGUAUUCUAUCCUUCUCAUUACGAGCUAUAAUGUAUUUGAUAUGGUUGGAAAAUCUUUGACUGCUCUCUAUGUCUUUGAGAAUCUGAAAGCUGCAGUUGGUGCAUGUGGUGUGAGGCUUCUAUUCUACCCUCUCUUCCUAGCUUGCCUGCAUGGUCCCAAAAUUUUCAGGUCUGAGAUUCCUGUGGUGAUCUUGACCUGUCUUCUUGGUCUCACAAAUGGAUACUUAACGAGUGUGUUUUUCAUUAUGGCUCCUAAAACUGUACCGAUACAACAUGCUGAAACUGUAGGUACUGUGCUAGUAAUGUUCCUUGUUAUGGGCCUUGCAGCUGGUUCCGUCGUUGCUUGGGUUUGGGUCAUAUAAUCCAAUUCCAAAAUCAACAAAACUUAUGUGAACAUUGUGAAGUAUACAGUUGUAUCCAGGUGUACAUGUUUGUGUUUUUUUUUCUCUUCUCUUUUUCUAUAUUUCCUCCCUAGCACCUAGAUACCUUUGGUUCGGGUCUCAUUUUCCUUUUCAGUUACAACUUGCACAUUUACUCACUGUUUUUUCAUCUUUCUAAUCUGGUUCUUCAAUUUGUAAAUGAAUGGAGCAGUUGCUUGGAUUCAUAACAAUAUUAUUCAAGACUGUCGAUUUUUAUUAAAUAAAUUUGAACAUUGGAAGUGUAA